Annulohypoxylon maeteangense is the source of this 996-nucleotide messenger RNA. RefSeq lists its product as uncharacterized. The transcript has 3 exons. The record is from RefSeq and is a predicted model, not a curated record. The annotation marks the transcript as partial. Lineage: Eukaryota; Fungi; Ascomycota; Sordariomycetes; Xylariales; Hypoxylaceae.
AGUAUCAUCGCUUUGAAUAUUAACGACUCUCGGCUCCCUGAGAUCUUGGGUAUGGGGAUUCAAUGCGCUCGAGAUAUGCGACUUACUGAUUCGAACGUAAUUCGGAAUACAUUUGGAGAUGCUGACGACCAGAAGCUUGCAAGGCGUACCAUCUGGGUUCUGUAUUGUCUAGAGACAAAUUCUUCCGUAUAUCGUGGGAUUCCUCCGUUACUCCAUUCCGACUUCAUUAAUCAUCUUCCUACGACGCUUGAUCAUCCAGAAAAGCACGACCCUUUAGUCCUCCAGGUAGUGGCAGCAGGAUUGAUCGCUAGGUGCUUUAGUCGCGUGUAUGGGAAACCAAUGUUGGCGAAUUCUACAUUGGAAUUGCAAGAUUGUGUCUCGGCAUUAGGACAGUGGCGCCGUUGCUUGUCAGACCACAUCAGGCAACUCAUUUCAGGCCAACGAUUCGAAAGCCUUCACGAAGACGACAAUGCCGCUGUGAAGCUGCGUUUAUUCUGCUGUUACCACGAAUGUGUUUAUUUCUUAUUCGGACCCUGGCUUCCACCUCUGUUGGGCUCUAUGUCGCAGACCCUUGGUCACGAUACAGAGACACCGGGUUCUACAGAAGACCACAAGCUUGUGUUAGCCGACGCACUCGGAAGAUGCUUGGAGUCAGCUUACACGAUCAUCUCCCAUGCCAACGAAAUCGUAUCCGUGGACAAGACUCUGGCAAAGCGUUUGCGUGGUUUAAUGAUAACUUCGGUAUGCGUGAUUACCUAUGGCGUCCAAUACGGGGAUCCGGAUAUGAGAAAGAGGUCGCUGGCUUAUUUAGGGAUAUGCUGCGGAACAUUCAGUGGCAUGUACCUAGCCGACAGCUCGUUGCCGUUUGAGGAGAUAUUAGACUUGGUCAGAAUUAUACGAUCAGAUAAUUGAGGAGUCCCGCCUAUACCGUACCUAAAAUCGCCAAGCGUACCGACUGUGUAGGUACCUACCUAGAUAGGGGCAAUUAAAUUAACC